GUGGUGUGGGCUACAUCGAACAAUCUCGGAUGUGGUGUGUAUCGUUGUAAUACGAUAGGUACGGCGAUAGGUUUCUUACUUGUCUGCAACUAUGGACCAUCGGGAAACUUCGCCGGGCAGAGUCCCUACUUGACUGGAGCUCAAUCGUGCUCUGCCUGUCCUCCGAAUAGCACCUAUUGUGAGGACAACCUAUGCACUGCUUCGGCUCCUACCACCACCAUGGUAACAGUUUCCAUGGAAGCGACUACCACAGACUCAUCUGCCAUCAUAACUGCUGGCCCCUCUAUAGUGGUCGUCAUGGCUGCAUUGUAUGCCACCCUCAAGCUAGUUAUGUAAACUUAUCAAGUUGAACGUUAAGUGUAUAGUGUAGUGUAAUCUGAAGAGUAGAAUAUCACACAAAUUUGUGAGUAGUACUUAAAUGUAUCUUGAGAUUGAAACAUUUCUAAGAAUGGUGCUGAUACCAUUGUGUAGGUGAAUGAAUAAUAAAGCUACAGAUAUAAUUAUAAUUAUUCACAAAUAUUUCUCUGAAAAAUGUUACCAACCACCUUAGGUUACCAAGGAAACUUUUUUGGAUAUGAUAAAGCCCAAGCAUUCACCUACAUAAUGAUAUCAUCACAUUUUCUUAGAAAUGUUUCAAUGUCAACAUUAAUUUUAUGUACCGAAAUUCAUAGUUUUCUGGUAUUCAGAUUACAGGCACUACUUGGUUGAGGUAAUCUGUGCCCCCACAAUGCAAAUGCGCAUGCGCGUUGCAUUGCUCUUCGUGAUAAUAGCUAAGCUAAGCUAUUAAGAUGUUGUCUGUUGCCCUCUCUCUCUGUCUCCUAUUUGCUGCAGUGUGUGGCCAGACUGGACUAUCUGGUGCAGACAAGCAAGAGCUACUGGAGGUACACAACUACUUCAGGAGCAAAGUCAACCCCAUUGCAACCAACAUGGAGAUGAUGAUUUGGAACGAUGACCUCGCUGUGCUGGCUCAGCACUACGCAGAGCAGUGUAUAUUCGACCACAAUCCAUUUCGAACUAACCAGCAACAGACAUUUCUCUACGUUGGUGAGAACCUUGCAGUGAACAAUCGUCUUCAGAAGAACUAUACUCGAGAGGUGGAGAGGUGGCACAAAGAGGUGUCUGAGUACGACUUUGUGAAGGAUAGCUGCACUGGAGUGUGUGGUCAUUACACACAGCUGGUCUGGGCUACGUCAAAUCAUGUCGGCUGUGGUGCCUAUCGAUGUCCCAAUCCAGUUCCAGGAUUUCCAUACCGGAACGGACUUAUAUUGGCCUGCAACUACGGACCUGGGGGUAACAUUUUUGGUAGGAGACCGUACAGGACUGGACUCCGACCUUGCUCCGCCUGCCAACUACCUGACCACAAACACUGUGUCUCUAAUCUCUGCAGUUCUACACCAGCUGUUAAAUUACCAGCUGCCGCCGUUAAACAACUCAAUGAAAACAAAUACUGAUGCAGUUAGUGCAAUGACUGUGUCGUGAUUGAACCUGUAUAUUAUACAUGUACUCGACACCUCUUUUUAUCGUGUUGAAUGCUAAUUACAGUCUCAUGACUAGCUACUUAACAUGUACGCAAUCAUGUGUGUGACGACAAUGUCACAUAAUUCCUUUUGCCCAAAUAACGAUAAGAAUG
Halichondria panicea is the source of this 1630-nucleotide messenger RNA. RefSeq names its product peptidase inhibitor 15-like. Gene Ontology annotation, cellular component: extracellular region. Bases 789 to 1451 code for a protein of 220 amino acids. Lineage: Eukaryota; Metazoa; Porifera; Demospongiae; Suberitida; Halichondriidae. The transcript is spliced from 7 exons. The record is from RefSeq and is a predicted model, not a curated record.